AUGAGCGCGUUCGAGGUCACUUGCACACCACCCCGUGUUGUUGCAAAACGAAAUAACGAAGCCCGCGAACCGACGCUUGUCGUGCUCGGUCCGUUCACGCCGAAGGCGAUAGUUGUAUUUGAAGGCGUCCCGGUGGGCAAAACAGCCCGUAGGCAGCUCAUCCUUCGAAACGCGCAAAGCUCACCAGUGGAGGUACACCUUACGCGAAUACCCGAUCCAGGGUGUGGGCUUUCGUUCGAGUGGACCUCCAACCAGGUCAACCCGGGUGGGGAAAAACCGCUAGAAAUCGUGUGGAAUCCGCCAACUCCCAUCGUUAGGAAGGAAGUGAUUGUCUUCACAGACAGUUUGGGCCACAAAAAGGACGUGCAAUUGAUUCUUAAAUCGAUCGAACUGAAAGCGCCAAAUCGCAAACCGGCUCCGAAGUUGUUUGCCGCUCCGGUCAAGCUAAAGCUUAAGUCACCGUCACCGCCAAAGGUUAAACUAAAGCGGAUUGUGCUGCCGAAAAAAGCAACAGCAUCACCACCGGUACGGACGGGUGGUAGCUGGUCGUCGCGCGAUUCGGCUUUUUCUCGAUCGGCUCCGGUUAGAAGUAGCGCCGCCGCCCUCAGGAUGGGAUCGUACACCUCGAAAGUUACGGACGCCGUGUUCGGGCCCAACGAUAGCAGCUUCGAAUGCGAUGAAUCUAAGGAUCAGUUGCUCGCAAGCCCGCGGGACAGGCCUAAAGUUGGCAACAAAGAAAACGUUAACCCGAUUAGUCCGCUGGUGAAUGUACAUUUUUCCCCCGGUAUAGCUGAACGCACUUGUACGACGCAAUUAGCGAACCAAGAAACGCCGGACAUUUACUUGACGACUGUUAAUCGAAGGGGCUUGACGGAUGUGGCGAUAUGCAAAGCGCUGGAUGUUUCAGCGAAACUGGAACCUGCCGGUUCGAUUCCUGCGAUCAAAGUGUCGCCCGAUCCGAGCAACCACCGACCGACUGUUUUGUGCGUUCGUCAAGGCAACGUGAAACAAGAAGAAAUUACGGCCACCCCUGCGGAUCGUGCUAAGUUCGAUCCGAGCUGCUACUCAACCGUCACCAAACCGAUGGCAACGGAUAAAACGUUUCUCAAACCGUUAUUCGAUAGUUCUGCCGAAGGGCCAAACGAGUUUCAGAAGCGUCCGGGAGAGAGUCUUCAACGACACUUGACAUUUUCACCCGAAAUUGUUCGCAAAGAUGUGACGACCGUUGUGGCACCAGCGCCUGAGGCCGAUGUUAUGUUGCCGCCCGAUGACGUUGCCACCGUUAAGGUGGAGGAAGAUUGGAACGGAUUGUCGGCAGAGCAUGUACUACAUUUUCCCAUCAACAACAAAACCCACGACGUAAUCCACGAUUCCGGCUCACAGCUCUCGGUUAUCGCGGAAGAACAUACUCCCGUUGAGCUCGGUGUCACGUUCGAUCGUCCCGCUGCUCCCGCCGGUGAUUCGGCUUCCGACGUGGCCAACCUGGUAUUGAUGCUACCGGAUGCCGGGAGCUGCCACCAUCGGACGUUCAAGAUUGCGAGUCACGAAAACAGCCGGUCGGUGUCGGUAGAAAACAUUGCGACACAGAACGUAACCGUGACACUGAAAACGGACAUAUCGCUCGGUUCGUUGCCAAACUUGUCCCAUAAGGAGGAACGGGACAGUGGCAACCUCGAGGAGGACGAAGUGGAGCGUCUGUUUAAGGAGCAUGAAAUUCGUGCCCAAUCGAGUCGCUUUAAUCUUCACGAAAUUGGUCGGUUUAGCGAUGAGAUGGUGAUACCAAUCGACCCCGCUGGCCCGGGUUGCAAGCGUGCAAAGCACGAGCCCGGUCGGAAUGAGCCAGAGUAUGGCAUCGAAAUUACACCUCCAAAGCGACGGUGUGGCGUCGAAACGUCCCUCGCUUCCACCGCACGCACGGUGCACGUGGAGCGUAGUUUCACCAGGUCCACCAGCAAACCGAUCGGCCACCGAUCGUCAUCGGAACACGGUCGGAGCAUGGUGCUAAAGACUUCGGCCAGCUUCCAGCGCAGUUUGUCGCUGAAACGGCCCGCUGUGCCGUCCGGUUUCGCUGCGAAGGACGUGCAAGAGAAGCGUGUGUUUUUGUACGACUCCGACCGGCACCUGAAAACGCUCAUCAAUCCCGAUCCGUUCGCGGCGUCGACCACGUGCGAUCCGUUUCUGACCGCCACGAUGUAUCUGGAUCAGCGGGCCUUCGGUCAGUACGAGGCGCAGCUGAAAAAGUGGCUCAACGCCCUGGUAACCAUACCGGCCGAUCUGGACACCGAAACGUCGCGGCCGCUCGAUGUGGGCAAGCUGUUCGACGAGGUGAAGGGCAAAGAGCUGACGCUGGCCCCGACCAAGGAGCUGAUCUCGUCAAACUACUACAAAAAUCGUCUCAACAGCUUGCGCACCGCGGGCAUCGCCCUGUACCUCACCGAGGAAGUCGCUGGGCCGCUGCGUAAGGUGAGGGCACAGAUCGAAAAGCAACUGCUUGGUGUACGCACCGACCGGAAUCUGCAUCUCGAUCUGGUGCUGCAACGUUCCGUGCUCGAGUUGUUGCUCUGCUUCAAUCCGCUCUGGUUGCGGCUCGGGCUGGAGGUGGUGUUUGGUGAGCAGAUCGAACUGCAGUCGAACCGGGACGUGGUCGGGCUGAGCACGUUCAUCAUACACCGGCUGUUCCGGGAUCGCUACCUGGAGGCGCGCAACUCGAAAGCCUACAACCUGUCGGCGGCAUACGCAGAGCACAUGAAAAAGUUCACGCUCCGCACGGUGCUCUAUCUGCUGCUGUUCCUCGACACGGCCAAGCGCCGCAAGCUGAUCAAGCACAACCCGUGCCUGUUUGUGCGCAACGCACCGUACAAGGAGACGCGCGAGGUGUUGGUGCGCUUCGCCGCGACCCUGGUGGCCGGGAUCGGUGACAUCACGAAGCACCUGAAACGCGCCGGAUACACGCUCUCGCACAAGCAGUCCUACCUGGACGAGUACCAGUACGCGUUCGAGAAUCUGGCCGUCGAUCUGCGCGAUGGCGUGCGGUUGACGCGCGUCAUGGAGAUCAUCCUGUUGCGCGAGGAUCUGUCGGCAAACUUGCGCGUGCCGCCGAUUUCGAGGUUGCAGAAGAUACACAACAUCAACCUGGCGCUGCGGGCUCUGGAGGAGGCCCGCUACCAGAUCGCGGGCGACAUUACGGCCAAGGAUAUCUGCGAUGGGCAUCGGGAGCGUACGAUGUCGCUGCUGUGGCAGAUCGUGUACCGAUUCCGGGCGCCCAAAUUCAACGCGGCCGCCAGUGUGCUGCAGCGUUGGUGGCGCACGAACUGGCUGCGUGUCCUGGUGGCCCGGCGUAUCGAGAAGCUGCGAGCCGCGGUCACGAUGCAGCGCUAUGUGCGACGCUUUCUGGCGCAGAAACUGGCCGCCCGGCGGUACGGAGCCCUCGUGCGCAUCCAGCAGUGGUGGCGCUCGGUGAGCGACAUGCGCCAAGCCCGCGAACGCUAUCUGGCUGUCCGGAAGGCGGCAAUCGUACUGCAAACGUCCUACCGCCGGUACGCUCUGAGCCGGCGGCUUCAGGCGGCCGCGAUAGCGAUCGGGGCGAUCCGGGCCGAGGCGAAGCACCGCCACGAGCAGGCGAUCGUCAUCCAGCGGAGCAUCAGAUCGUACGUCGUGCACCGACGGUUACACGCGACCGUGGACGGUGUGGUGCGUUUCCUGCGCGGCCAGAAGCUCCGGGAUCGUUCGGCGACGGCCAUUCAAGCGUACCAACGGAUGCGAACCGCGAGGAGCGCGUUUUUGCGACUUCGCGCGGCCACGGUUUGCAUUCAGCGUCGUUGGCGCGAAUGUUUGGAAGCUCGGCGAACGCGCGAGCGAUACCUGCGCGUACGAUCGGGUGCGAUCGCACUACAAUGCUACUUCCGCGGAUAUUUACAGAUGCGUCAGGAUGCGCAGCAGUACGCCCGGGUUCGACACUUGAUCAUUCAGCUGCAGCGACGUCGCCGCGCUACGGUGGCCAUGGUCCGGGAUCGUUCGCACUACGAGCGCUUCCGAGGCGCGGUGAUUUGUGUGCAGCGCCGUUAUCGCGCCCAAAAGCUCAUGCAACGCCAGCUACAGCAGUAUGCGGUCAUUCGCGGUGCCGUUCUCGUAUUGCAGCACCGAUAUCGGGCCCAGCGGUUGAUGGAACGCGAACGGCUGCAAUACGAACGCUUGCGGUACGCCACCGUUUGCACUCAGCGCCGGUUCCGGGCACAGUUGAGCAUGCGUUCCGCUCAGAAGUCUUACGGGUGCCUCAAGCGAGCCGUCAUCACGGUCCAAACACGUUACCGUGCUAUACUGACGAUGCGCCACGAGCGCCACCAGUUCGUUGAGCUACGACGCUGUACGAUCGCUAUCCAGUGUCGAUUCCGGGCGCUCAUUACCGGCCGACAGGAGCUGGCCCGCUACGCGAUCCUUCGCGCGGCCACAAUACGCAUCCAGCGAAAAUGGCGCGCAACGCUGCAGGCGAAAGAGGAACGCACACGGUUCCUGCUGCAACUCCGUUCGACCCUCACGAUUCAACGUGCUUGGCGGAGUGUGCAGUUGAAGCGAAAAUUGCGCACCGACUAUCUCCAGUACCGGCUGGCGGCCACCAUUAUCCAGCGUCGCUUCCGAGCCCUCCGUACGGGUCGAGCUGUACGCCAGCACGUCAACCGCCAACGGUGUGCUGCGAUCGCGCUUCAACGCAAGCUUCGGGCCACACUGGCGAUGCGCCGGGACCGAGCGGAAUUCCUGCGGCUCCGUCUGGCAACCGUCACCGUUCAGCGCCGGUUCCGAGCGAACCGGAUCGGGCAGAUCGAGCGAUCGCGGUACAACGAACUGAAACGGAGCGUGGCAUCACUUUCCACCUGGUGGUCCAGUAUUUUAGCGAUGCGACGUCAACGGGUCGCAUAUCUGCGCCUAAAACUGGCCGCGAUGGUGAUUCAGCAGCGGUUCCGAGCCCUCAGAUCGAUGCGACAGCAGCGCGCGGUGUACGAACGGAUCCGAGAGGCCACACUGUUCAUUCAGCGGAGGUACCGUGCGCAAAGGGCGAUGGAACGUUGCCGUGGCCGGUUCCUCAAUCUGCGCAGUGCCUCGAUCGUGGUGCAGGAGUAUUACCGAGCUUAUUGUGCAGGCCGUCGACAGCGUGCGGCUUUCUUGAGGGUUCGGCAAGUGACCAUCUCCAUGCAGCGACGUUAUCGCGGCAAGCUGUUGAUGCGCCAAACGAUCCUCGAGUACGAGCGGUGCAAGCGCGGCGCCGUCACCAUUCAACGCUGGUUCCGGGGCUACCAAGAGAUGCGGAAAGUACGCGGGCGGUUUCUCUCCAUCCGGCGGGCCGCCUGUGUGGUGCAGGCUCGCUAUCGUGCCACCGUGGCCACACACCAAGCGGUCCACCGAUUCAGGCAGCUCCGAGAGGCGGCCAUCCGCCUGCAGAUCCGUUGGAGAGCAACGCUUGCGAUGCGGAAGCAGCGGGCCAACUACCGACGGGUGUUGGCCGCCGCCGCAACCAUUCAGACCCGGUACCGUGCGUACAAGGAACGGAUGGUCGAUCAGGCGGCCUAUCGGUUGUAUCGUAGCGCGGUGAUCAUCGUCCAGCGUCGGUAUCGCGAAAAGCUGGCCACACGCGCCGAACGCGUCCGGUUCGUGUCCAUCGUCCGUACGGUGCGUGGCCUGCAGCGCCACGGAAGGGGCUUACUGGCACGCCGAGCGUAUCGGGCGAAGCUGACACCGGAGUUUCUCGAAUCGCGCCGCCGCCAACGGGCAGCUCUGCGAUUGCAGGCUUGGUGGCGUGGGGUGCUCCACCGCAAACGGCACCAGACGGUGCGUAUGCGCAAAAUGGCCGUUCAGAUGGUGGCGAGUCGGCGGGAGGCCGAGCGCGAUCCCACGAACCGGGUAAGCAACGUGACGCGGCUGUGCAUGCGCUUCCUGGCGUCCCGAUUCAGUUCGUCCGAUGCGAUCGGCAUCCUGCAGCGGCUGGAGCGUCUGUCGCGCCUCGUACCGUACCUGCUCGUCGAGGAUGCCGUCUUUUUGGCGCAGUUCUGCUAUAGCACUAUGGCGCAGUCGAUACGGUCCGAGCUGGACAAGACACUGAUCGAAAUCUGUGCCCGCAUCAUACUGAACCUGGCCCGUUUUCCCGGCACUAAGGAGCAAGCCUAUCAGGAAAAAGGACUGGUGACCGUGUCGCAAAUGCUGCUGCGCUGGUGUGACAAAGACUGUGGAAUAUUCAGCACACUCUGCACGCUCCUGUGGGUGUUGGCGCACGAUUGUAGGAAGAAAAACGCAAUCCGUCGCUACAUGAUUUCAAAAGAUGCCAUUUUUAUGCUCCGCGAAACGAAGAAAUUGGUCAAGCGCAAGGAAAACAUGCGCAAAAACGUGCAGCGCCCGCCGGUCGGUUGUCUGGUGCCGGUGAGCCCUCAGCUGAUGCGCACGGUGCCGGCCCUGCAGCCCGACUACGGUGUCGAUCGGAGCAAACCGUACGUGUUCUACUCGUCGGUGUUCGGGUUCGAAAAGGUGUUGCAAAUGCUGGAAGUCGAUCUUUCGUAA
This is a messenger RNA of Anopheles cruzii, 6543 nucleotides long. RefSeq names its product protein abnormal spindle (gene asp). Lineage: Eukaryota; Metazoa; Arthropoda; Insecta; Diptera; Culicidae. Gene Ontology annotation, biological process: spindle organization; establishment of meiotic spindle localization; mitotic cell cycle. Gene Ontology annotation, cellular component: spindle pole. The transcript is spliced from 7 exons. Bases 1 to 6543 code for a protein of 2180 amino acids. Gene Ontology annotation, molecular function: protein binding. The record is from RefSeq and is a predicted model, not a curated record.